Zasmidium cellare ATCC 36951 is the source of this 549-nucleotide messenger RNA. RefSeq lists its product as uncharacterized. The coding region runs from base 1 to 549 and encodes 182 amino acids. NCBI's taxonomy places the organism in Eukaryota, Fungi, Ascomycota, Dothideomycetes, Mycosphaerellales, Mycosphaerellaceae. The record is from RefSeq and is a predicted model, not a curated record. The transcript is spliced from 3 exons.
AUGCCUCUUGUUUAUGAUCGUCUGGCCAAGUCGGAUCGAGGCAGGCGUUGGGCGCAAGAGAUGUGCGAACGUCAACAACGCCUUGCGUACAUCCAGCUCCAGCGUGUCGAAUCUGCUGCGGUGAAGCCAUGCUGCGCGCCGCCACAGCUCGUCUCUCAUCUCACUGCCAUUGGCACUGCGCGUCCAGUCUUUGGCGGGCAGGCAUGUGACAGGGCGAUUGGACAUGACCAACCGAGCUCGAGCCGGCGUCCUGCGCAAUUCCGUGGUGCUGGGAUGGGUAGUGUUGACGACGGCUCGAGCCUUCCGGAUCUGCAGGGCCGCGUGCCGUGCAGCGCAUUUGCCUGUCCGAGUGCUGGUCGCGAGUACAUGCAGAGGUGUACAUGUAAUCCCGCUGUGCUGCCAGCGCGAGGCCCACGGCAGGACGUGUUGUUAUUGCUGUCGACAGCAGACACACGGCCGCGCGCAGAUUGGUAUCCAUCCUCGUCCAUCACCGAUGAUAGCAGCGUGACCUCGUACUCCCGCGCACGCCCACGUACACACGACGGCUAG